Pestalotiopsis fici W106-1 is the source of this 1449-nucleotide messenger RNA. RefSeq lists its product as uncharacterized. The record is from RefSeq and is a predicted model, not a curated record. The transcript has 4 exons. Lineage: Eukaryota; Fungi; Ascomycota; Sordariomycetes; Amphisphaeriales; Sporocadaceae. The coding region runs from base 1 to 1449 and encodes 482 amino acids.
AUGCGUACUUUCAGUCUUGUUCCCCUGGCGGGAAUUUUGUUAUCAUAUCUCGCCGCCACUAUACAAGCACAGACAGAAACAAACACCACCACAAACAGCGAUAUCCCGUCGCUAUUCAUCAGCCCAAGCAAUGAUCUGGCCUUUGCCCUCAGCGUGCCCAAAGACUCGUCGACGGAUCUGUACUUUUCGCUCAUGUUUCCCAAAUCCGUCACUUGGGGCGCCAUUGGUCUGGGCACGUCCAAGAUGGCCGGCGCGCUCAUGCUGGUGGCCUACUCGUCGUCGUCGGGCGACAACGUGACGCUCUCGCCGCGGAUCGCGUCGGGCCACUCGGAGCCCGUCCACACGACCGACAUUCGCGUCGAGGCCCUGGACGGCACGGGCCUGGUCGACAAUGCCCGCUACGUCUUUCUGGGCCGCUGCGCCAACUGUCGGUCGUGGAACAUAAAUGGCCGGGGCGGCGACGUCGACGUCGAGAGCAAGGCCCAGAGCUUUGUCUACGCCACGGGUCCCGACGGGGAUAUCCGCUCCGACGCCCUGGAUGCCCCCCUCAAGAUGCACCUCAACUACGGCACCUUUACCCUGGACAUGGUGCACGCGACGACUGCCGACGCUGCGGCGCCUACCAUCACCAUCAGCAACAGCACCGAUCUGGUGGCGACCACGCAGGGUCUGUCCGUCCUGGGCAAGAGCGAUACCGCCGCUCGGGCCCAUGCCAUCAUCAUGGUCUUGUGCUUCAUCGGGCUCUACCCGUUUGGCAUCCUGGUCCUGCGCCUCGGCAACUGGGUGCGUUGGCAUGCCGUCAACCAGGGCCUGGCACUCAUUGGUGUCAUUGUCGGAUUUGGCCUGGGUGUGCAUUCCAGCUACUUUUAUAACAGGUCCAAAGGAUUCAAGAGCGGUCAUCAGGUGCUCGGUAUUCUGCUGUUCAUCUUUGUAAUUGGACAGUUUGUGCUCGGCUUCAUGCAUCAUCGAAUCUACAAAAAGACGCAGCAACCGACCAAACUCGCACCUGUACACGUAUGGAUGGGCAGGGUUAUUAUACCUGUGGGUGUAAUCAAUGCGUUUCUGGGCUUCCGCUUCGCCCAAAGCCCUCAGUACAAUUGGGUGCUCGCGGGCCUGGUCAUCUUCCUCUUCCCAGCCAUGGCCCUGAUCCUCUUUACAAAGCGAUGCAUCUCGAAGCGCUGGAACCAGACCAAAGCCGAGCCUGGGCAAGACGGCCAAGGUGGUGGUUACAACAUGGAACCCUGGAGGCCAGAGACGCAGACUGCUACCGACGGCCAGCAGAAUGCAGCGCCGCCACCAGGACCGUACGGUCUCAGUCAGCAUGGCGCACCUGUUGGACUACAACAGCAACAGCAACCAGAUAUGCGGUCAUACGCAAACUAUAGCUACCAAAGCAGUAGCGCGUAUAAAAGGCCAGAUUUAGGUUCACAGCAAGAGGCCCGAGAAUAG